This is a messenger RNA of Bufo gargarizans (Asiatic toad), 5620 nucleotides long. RefSeq names its product potassium two pore domain channel subfamily K member 6 (gene KCNK6). The record is from RefSeq and is a predicted model, not a curated record. Gene Ontology annotation, biological process: stabilization of membrane potential; potassium ion transmembrane transport. The coding region runs from base 342 to 1268 and encodes 308 amino acids. The transcript is spliced from 4 exons. Gene Ontology annotation, molecular function: potassium ion leak channel activity. NCBI's taxonomy places the organism in Eukaryota, Metazoa, Chordata, Amphibia, Anura, Bufonidae. Gene Ontology annotation, cellular component: membrane.
CUGCUCUCUCAGGAAGUUCUGACUUUUCCUCUCAUACAAGAGUAUUUGUUGCUCAGAGGUGGAGAGGGCAAUAAAGUGAAGGGGAAGGGAGGUAGAGAGACCGUGGGCACAGUAGACAAGCUGAAAGAGAGCGCCCACGGGAGACAGAGCUACAAAGAGAGACUGCAGAGGAGAUCUGAGUCAAGGGCAGAGACUGGAAAAACUGAGACAUAAAUAUGGAUACAUAGAGACAGAGAAGACUGAAUGUGAAAGAGACAGCCAGGUUAGGGCUAUAGACUGCCUAUCAAAAAGGAGGUGCUGAGAGACCUGGCAGAGACCGGAGACUGAGCAGCUGUUCUGACAUGAAGUCCUGGCUGGUGCUUACACUGCUAAUAGUUAGCUAUGUGGUCUAUCUUCUUCUGGGUGCAUUGGUGGUCUCCAGCAUUGAAGGUCCGUAUGAGGCAAAUUUGCGGCAGGAACUAAUAGAUCUAAAGCAGUCGUUUCUUAAAAACAGUCCAUGUGUGAACGUGACCACCUUGGAGGCCCUCCUGGAGAAGGUGAUCAAUGCCAACAAAUUUGGGAUCAAAGUGUUGUAUAAUGCAUCUAAUGAAAGCAACUGGGACUUUGCAUCCUCCCUCUUCUUCUCCAGCACAUUGCUGACCACUGUUGGUUAUGGAUAUACCACUCCUCUCACAGACUCCGGGAAGGCCUUCUGUAUUUUCUAUGCUCUGGUUGGUGUCCCAUUCACAUUGCUGCUCCUCAGUGCAGCUGUCCAACGCCUCAUGUCCAUUUGUACUUACCAGCCAAUCCACUACUUCCAACUUCGCAGAGGCUUUGACCGCAAGAAUGUCACAAAGGUUCAUCUUGUGAUCUUGGCUUUGGCAGUGCUGAUAUGUUUCCUUGUGGUGCCGUCCGCCAUAUUUAGCACCAUAGAGAGUUCUUGGACUUUCCUGGACGCGUUUUAUUUUUGUUUUAUUUCUCUUUGCACAAUUGGACUUGGUGACUACGUCCCCGGGGAGCAGGACAACCAAUGGCUCCGUCAGCUCUACAAAGUAUCUGUGGCCUUCUACCUCUUACUUGGUCUCAUGGCCAUGCUGCUCGUCCUGCAGACAUUCCACAAAGCCGCAGAUCUCCAUGGACUGACUGAUCUUUUCUACCUCCCUCACCUACAUGACCAGGAUGACCAGGAACCCAUUCUGGAGACGUCCAACUCCACUGUGAUUGACAGAGAACCUAAAAGACCACUCGCUACAGGGACCCAACCCAGCUAUUCAUCCAUCAACCGAUAACCUGGAACCUACAUUGUACCUGGCACUGAGGCAACCUCUCCUAUAGCACAUAAUGUCCUUCUGAACUCUGUGUGACCGCAAGUCAUUAUAAUAGGUUUACAUUAAGACGGUAGGGGAGAUGUGGAUUGGAUCUCUUAUUGGAGUGACCUGAGCUUGACCUAGAUUAUGUGCCUUAUUUCCAGACGUCUUUUUUUUUUUAUACUCUCACCUUUCUGUAUGUUCUAGCAGCGUCUUACACUACCCAAUAUUCUUAACAGGUAAUUUCCCUCCGACAUGCAGUUUUAUGUGCCAUGACUGAAUAGAUAGCUAAAUAUAUAUUCCAGAUGUUGGGAGAACAAUUAUGCUCGUGCCAUUGCCACCACUCAUUCAGACUGUCACAUUUUUCAUGGGGGGUCCUAAGGCCUCAUGCACAUGGCCAUAUUAUGGCUCUGCUCAAGCUUUCCUUUCAAUGGAGUUGUACUACAGGACGUAUAGAAAUUUCCAGGCUUAUGCCAUAUAUAUCUCUUGCUCUGGAGGACCUAGCAUUACAUAGAGAGCCCAUUGAUACCAGUGUCAGUUGUGUAAUACUUCAUUUCCUCUGCAGAGGAGCUGUAGGGAAAUUGGUUAAAAAAGAAGAAAACUUGGUAAAAUUCACUGUGAAAACUGUUGCCAUAGUAUGAGUGCACGUGUACUUAUUUUUUACCCCUAAAUGUCCUGUAAUGGAAGAAGCUUUUCGGCAAAAUAUAACAAAACAUUAGCACCUUCUUUUUUAAAUGAAACCAAUAAAAAGGGAAUAUAACAUAUUUUUAAUAACAUUUUAACCCCAUAGUGAUGUCGCCUUCCACAAUCUAUAAAUUUUUGUAUUUUUCCAUCGAUAUCGCCUUUUUUUUUUUUUUGUUGUGGGACAAGUUGUCAUUUUUAAUGGCAUUGUUUUGGGGUACACAUAACUUACUCAUUAACUUUUAUUAACUCUUUAGGAGUUUUUGCAUUAUAAAUUUUACGGCAUUUAUUUUUUGGGCAUCAAUAACAAUAACUUUUUUAAAUUGUAUUAUUUUAAUUUAAUAAGACUUCUUAAAACUAUGUACUAACUAGUCCUACAAGGGGACUUUAAUACGUGCUCUUUUGAUCCCUUGUAUAAUACAUUGCAUUGCUGAUGCAAUGCAAUGUAUUAUUCUGUUAGUGCUAUACUAACUUCCACCAGCGGAAUACGCUGAAGGCAGACCUGGGCCUUCCUUAGGCUGCCAUGCCAAGACAUCGGCACCACGCAAUUUCAUUUGUGGGGUGCCGACGGGAGACAGAGGGAGUCCACUCCCUCUGUAACUGUUUAGAUGCUGCAGUCACUAUUGACUGCAGCAUUUAAGGGGUUAAACAGCCCGGAACAAUGCUUCUGUCAGGCAGUUAGAGCAAAAGCCCAGCUCUCAUGUGAGAGCUGAGCCCCCGCUGUCCGCUGCACGGGAGACCCCUGCAGCGCUUAGACUGGGCCUCUGUAAAAAGGCAGCAGUCUAGCCUUAGGCCCCUUAGUGACCACCAUAAAAAGGUGUAUUGGUUGUCACUAAGGGGUUAACCUGUAUGCAGUGAGUAUUAUUGUCAGUUUGUGGGUCAGAUUAUUGUUUUGUUGCGAUAUUCCGAGAUUAUAUCUGUGUUUUGCACAAUUUCCAGGAAAUACGGUAUACCUUAUAGAUGUAUGUUGUUUUUUAUUAUCUUGAGACGGUUUGAAAAAUUCAGCAGGAAAACUAGCGCAGAAAAAACUGAGGCGAUCAAUCACAUUGCUGCUUUUCUAGCCUUCCUUAAAACAUGAGAGCUGGAAUGUGACUGAGGUAUGCCAUAGACAACAGCAUAACCUCCCAAUAUAUGAAUCUCAAAGCAGUGGGCAUUUUAAUACUUGGACAUGCAGCCCUCACAAGAUGCACCCUCUUCGUAGUCCCAUUCUUGAGACAGCACCCCCCAAAAAAUGGGAAUGCUGAGACAUGGAUAACGGCACUAUUGUUAUUUGCACAAUUACUCUGAAAUUUUAAGAGUUAUAUGCCUAUAUUGAAAGGGUUGUUUGAUUUUGAAGAUCCCAUUAGGAAAAAUGAUUUAAAGGAGUUGUCCAAGAGGAAACCAGAUGACUCAGAGGAUCGACUUGUUAUACGGAAUCGAGGAUUAUUUACUUGAUAGAUCCCACGCCAUUCUAUCCUCCCGGCAGGGCUCUGUUUUCCUUGCUGCAACAGUGACAUCAUGUCGACAACAUUUUGACCGCUGCAGCCAAUCACUUGCACUGAAGAGGCCAGUGAUUGAUUGGCUGCAGCAAUAAUAUGCAGCCAGGAAAUGAGAGCCCCACCGGGAGGACCGAAGCAGUGACGCGGGAUCUGUCAGAUAAAUAAUCAUCUACUCUUCAUUAUAGUUCGAUCACCUUCCUCUUUAAACUGGACCACCCCUUUUAUAGAGGGCAUUUAGGAGCCUUAUCUAUUAGCCCAAAAGUAGUUACAUCGUUAAUACGGUUGCAAAAAGAUCAUUAAGUUCAACCAAGGGAUAGGUCGGGAUGUGCAUCUCUCUGGAGGACCUUACGUCUGUGAAUUAUACGGAUAACCCAUUCACUGUGUAAUACCCAAUUUCUCCUGCGGUGGCGCUGCAGAGGAAUUGAAUAUUUGCUGCCCGGUUCCACCAGCAAUCACAGCUGACCAGUGCUUGUCACAGCCUCGUGAACUGCUUAGAUCUGCUUCCAAUAAGAUGACUAUGUUAAUUAUGCAGGUUACAUUUGUGUUUUUUCCCUUAAGUGAAAGAAAGUGAAUAUAUUGCUCUCCUUUAAAAGGGAAGAAAACUGUAGCGCAACCUAUAGGAGGUGACUACCAUGUAAGUCUAUGUGUUACCAAGGGUCUGAAAUUGACUUAUAUAAUAGCCUGGGUGACUUCUUUCUGUGACUCAGUGGUAAUAUAAAGCAUACUGCCCCCAGUGGCCAGUCAGAUUGCAGAUCUUAUAUUCUAUAUUUUUGUUAGAUGGAAUAAUUUCCAUGGAAUGGGGGGGGGGGGGGUCAUAGGCCUAAACUGUAAGAAAAACUGUAAAGUAAAUAGUAUUGUGAAAUGUUGAUCCUUGCAUGUAUAUACCAUGACACAAAGAUGGCUGCUGUGGACCUGGAGACAACGGAGUCAUAUCCAGGAGGCGCAGCAGAUCUGUUUUGUUUUCCCAAGACGUAAAAACAUAUAAAUCUAUGGCUGGUGACAGACAUAUUGGUGGCUAGCGAAUCAGGCAAUUUUAUUACUGCCCCCCAUGGAGAAUGGAAGACCUGCAUUCACUAAUAUGCACUAUAGUAAGGGCUAUAGGAAGGACGCCAUAACAUGUAGGCCAGUGUAUUAUUUGUAGUUUAAUUGAAACUUGAGCCAAAUGGACUCCAUAAACUGCUUCUUUCAGGUGCUGGCCUUCAAUGUUGUCUAAAUCCAUGGCCCAGCUCACCCGUCCCAUCAGUCUUCAUCCCCAAAUGUUACUUCCACCCAUGGGGCAGAUGGUAAAAUUAUCUCCUUAAAGGCUAUGUACAACUUUGGGGGCAUUUUUUUUAAUUAUUAUUAUUAUUGCUUUGCAUUCAUUUUAAGCUAAAAAUCUUUUUCAGUUGGUCUUUAUUAAAAAUUUGGAGCCCCUUUCUCUGUUCAGCUGUGAGAUUCUCUAGUAGCAGGCUCUGUAUUUUCACUGUGUUUCAGUCGUUUCUCGGGUAAUCGGCGGUGCAUUAACACCGCAAGAUCACCGCUAACAAGCAUUACCAGUAUCUAGCUCGUUAGCGAUAAUCUGUUCAAUUGUCGGCCUGUGUAAAGGGCCCUUUAGUUUUUAUGAACUUUUAGUGAUUUAGAGAUUAGGUUUAUUAGAUGACCUGCACAAAGUAACAGUACGAGUCACACCUUUGUAAUAGAACAGCUGAAUAUAUUUUAAUAAAGACCAAUUGAAAAAAUGAUUUUUAGCUCGAAAUGAGUAAAAUGCAAUCAUAAAAAAUAUUGCUCCAAAAGUUGUCCUUAGCCGGUAAAGUACUUCCAGACCAUACACAAGGCCAUGCGGGUGGAAGCGGCUAACGCUGGCCAUACCUAUAAGAUAUCUCCACCCACCAACCUCCAUACACUUGCAUGCUCGAACAGUUGCCAUUUUGCCGCAUAGUGCUCUGUUUGCUGUUUUAUAAUUGUAGAGACCAGAAGCGCUGACUAAGCUUCUACUGGUCCAUAUGUCGAUAUGCACAUGUUAACUUUUUUAUGUUGUAUUUUGUAAUGGAUGUGGGCUGAAGCUGUUCAUCAGAAGAUGAUCUGUGUCUCUUCAUUAAUUUAUUGUACACUUUGUAACAUGGAGUUUUUAACCGUUUACUUACCGUCACUGACGUCUAUGCAGUAAGUUCAAUAAAAUAUUAGUAGCUCAUUUAA